AGAGAGCGAGAGAGCGAGAGAGCGAGAGAGAGAGAGCGAGAGAGAGAGAGAGAGAGAGAGAGAGAGGAGUCCCUAGUCGGAAGCGGACGCUCACACACCGACGGACUGCUUACAUUUUGGACCAUAUAUCAUUUUAUUUAAUCUACAUCGAUUAUAUCCCGGCGUGUUCCCCUCCCCUGGCUCUGGACGUUCGCGGCGUUUUUAAACGACCUUUUAAUUGAUAAUUGGUGGUGUGAGUGCGUGCAUUGUGUGUGUGUGUGUGUGUGUGUGUGUGUGUAUGUGUGUGUGCGUGUGUGUGUGCGCGCGCGCGCGUGUGUGUGUGCAUUUGGGGCAGCAGAAGUGUGCAGGACCGAAGCAGUGCCCGAUGCUGAGGAAUGGAUAGUGUGUCUGAUCGAGGGGGGAAGAUGGUGGAGAGCGAUGAGCCGUCGGACCCAGACCGCUGUGGUGGUGGUGGUGGUGGAGGAGAAGGAGGUGGCGCAGCCCUCCAACAGUGCGAACUCAUCCAGAAUAUGAUCGAGAUCUCCAUCUCGAGCUUGCAGGGGCUUCGAACCAAGUGCGCCGCGUCCAACGACCUCACGCAACAAGAAAUACGCACUUUAGAGGUGAAGCUCAUGAAGUACACCUGUAAACAACUGCAGUUCAAACAGAAAGUGUCGGCGAGCGAUCGACCCACAGCGCUGGACAGCUACCCCAAGCUCAAGGACUGGCUCCACACCGUCAACCUCCGGCCCGAGCUCAUUAAGGCCGUGCCAGCGCACCUCUCCCUGGACUCCCUGCUCCUGAUGCCUGGCUCCCAGGUGAGGGAGGUGAUGAGGCGGCUGGGGGCCAGCGCCGAGGAGUGUUCCCGCCUCACUGCUGCCCUCUCCUGCCUGAAGAGCGCCACUGAGUCAGGUGGCGAGCUGCGUGAGGACGGCGUGCCCUGGCUCUCUGAGCCAAUCAGGAGGGACAGCGGCUCCCUGCUGACCGCCGAGCAGCUGUGCAUCAUGGGAGGAGGGGGAGGGGCCCCCCUCGCCCUCCGCCCCCACAGCCCCUCCCCCCUGGCCCGCCCCUCCACCACGCCCUCCACCCCGUCCACGCCCGGCGGCGCCUGGCCCCACCCCCACCCCCACCACCACCACCCGCGCUCCGGCUCCGCGUCGGCCGCCGACGGCCACGCCCCCGCCUGCGUCUGCGGCGGGGACGGCCCCCCGGCGGCCGACCCCUUCCCCGUGUGUCUGGCGCGCGCGGCGGCCCGCCUCCAGGGCCGCGCGGGCACGCCCCCCGCCACCCCGCCCUCGCGGCGGCGCCCGCGGCUGAAGCCCCCCUGCACGCCGCCGCCCCCCUCCCGGAAGGUGCUGCAGCUGCUGCCCGACAUCACACUGACCCGCAGCAAGAGCCACGAGUCGCAGCUAGGCAACCGCAUCGAGGACCCCCCCGCCGCCGCCGCCGCCGCCGCCGCCGCCGCCGCCGCCACCACCAACAAGAGUGCUAAUAAGAAGAACAAGCUGAUCCUCAACAUGCAGGUCAACGGUAACGGGUGUGAUGAGCCCCCCCAGCGGCACCAAGCGGGGACCCCCGCCCGCACCCCCGGGUCCAGCACCCCCACCCCCGCCCGCACCCCCGGCUCCGGCGCCCCCACCCCCGCGAGGACCCCCGGGUCUGGGACCGGGACCCCAGUGGCGGCCUACACCCUGCCCGGGACGCCCACCCUCAUGGAGGAACACAGCUCCAUGAACAAUAACUCCGGACAUCGUGGAUCCCCACAAACCAUGAGGAGAGACAUCGGCCUCGCAGUCACACACAGGUUCUCCACCAAGUCCUGGCUGUCCCAGACGUGUCAGGUGUGUCAGAAGAACAUGAUGUUUGGGGUCAAGUGUAAGCACUGUCGGUUAAAGUGUCACAACAAGUGCACAAAGGAGGCUCCCUCGUGUCGGAUCACCUUCCUGCCCAUCGCCAAGAUCCGCAGAACCGAGUCGGUGCCGUCCGACAUCAACAACCCGGUGGACCGGCCCGCCGAAGCGCCCCAGUUCGGGACACUGCCCAAGGCCUUGACCAAGAAGGACCACCCCCCUGUGCUGAACCAGCUGGACUCGAGCAGCAACCCCUCCUCCACCACCUCCUCCACCCCCUCCUCCCCUGCCCCCUUCCAGCAGAGCAACCCCCCCAGCGCCACGCCCCCGCCAAACCCCUCCCCGAAGGGCCCUCGCGACGGACGCUUCCACUUCCCAGCUGCCUGCUACUUCCAGCACAGACAGCAGUUUAUCUUCCCUGAUGUGUCCAGUCCAGUCAGUUUACACUCCGAGCUCGCUGCCGACGCUGUCGAGGCGGAGACGGGUGCGGAUGACGUCCAUAACCAGCUGGUGGAGGACGACGACGAGGAGCAGGAAGCAGAGGAGGACGCCCGGUUAGAAGAGCACGCUGUAGACCACCAGCAGCACCCCGACGAACGGGACGAGGACGAAGAGGAGGAGGAGGAGGAGGAGGACCGGCGUGGUCACCACGGCGACCACGAGGACGACGAGGAGGGGGAGGAGUACGGGGAGGACGGGCGCCACAACGGGGUGUCGGACGGCGAGUGCGAGGGCGACGAGCUGGACGACCUGCCCAACUCCCACAGGAACCCGUGGCGGGGGCCCAUCUCCCGCAAGGCCAGCCAGACCAGCGUGUACCUGCAGGAGUGGGACAUCCCCUACGAGCAGCUGGACCUGGGGGAGCUCAUCGGGAAGGGCCGCUGGGGGAAGGUCCACAAGGGGCGCUGGCACGGCGAGGUGGCCAUCCGCCUGCUGGAGAUGGACGGGAACAACCAGGACCACCUGAAGCUCUUCAAGAAGGAGGUGAUGAACUACCGGCAGACGCGCCACGAGAACGUGGUGCUCUUCAUGGGCGCCUGCAUGGCCCCGCCCCACCUGGCCAUCAUCACCAGCUUCUGCAAAGGCAGGACGUUGUACUCUGUGGUGCGGGACUCCAAGAACCCCCUGGACAUCAACAAGACCCGGCAGAUCGCCCAGGAGAUCGUCAAGGGAAUGGGCUACCUCCACGCCAAAGGCAUCGUCCACAAAGACCUCAAGUCCAAGAACGUGUUCCACGACAUCAACAAGGUGGUGAUCACGGACUUCGGCCUGUUCGGGAUCUCUGGAGUGGUCCAGGAGGGAAGGCGUGAGAACAAGCUGAAGCUGCCCCACGGCUGGAUCUGCUACCUGGCGCCCGAGAUCGUGCGGAGGAUGAGCCCCGGGAACAACGAGGACCGCCUGCCCUUCUCCGCCGCCGCCGACGUCUAUGCCUUCGGCACCAUUUGGUACGAGCUGCAGGCCCGGGACUGGCCAAUCACCAACCAGCCGGUGGAGGCCAUCAUCUGGCAGGUUGGCAGCGGGCAGGGCAUCAAGAAGGUUCUGGCGGAGGUCAGCCUGGGCAAGGAGGUCACGGAGAUCCUGUCGGCCUGCUGGGCGUACGACCCGAGGGAGAGGCCCACCUUCACCCAGCUGGCCGAGAUGCUGGAGAAACUCCCUAAGCUCAACCGCAGGCUCUCACACCCCGGACACUUCUGGAAGUCUGCAGAGUUGUAGCAGCAGCCGGGCAGCAGGCCGCUGUCUGGCCGUCUGGCCGUCUGUCUUGCAUGCUCUGAGAGACGAUGACAGCGUCGCCUCUCAACCAAUCAGACUCUGCUUCCACUAAUCCACUCCUCCUCCUCUUCCUCCGUCGCCUCCUUCUCCGCCUCCUCCUGCUAACCAACUCCGCCGCCGCGCUGUCACGUGGCGUCGGGGGCGGGGCGAGUGGUGCAUUGUGGGUAGUCACUACCCUACUCUUAACCUUUUCGUUUAAAUAAAAAAAGAAGGAUCUCCCUUCGCCUUCUACUUCGGCUGUCUUCGUCUGGCGUGUGGUCGGGACCGCGUGGAGGUCGCAAGGAGGUCGUGUGAAGGUCGUGGGUGGUGGUGUGAAGGUCAUGGGCGGGGGUGUUGGCGUGUGCCGAGAUUUCUGCUGUACGGACGCUCUGAAGGCCUGGUGAUGAAGAUGAUGACGAUGAUGGGCUCCUGCCUCCUCUUCCUCCCCCCAUCGCUGUUGUGCUUGGUUCUUAACAUGCUUCACAUCGUCCAUGGAGCUCCCAGCUUGUCCCUCACUCACAGACACACGGUCAACAUCACGUUGGGGUCAUGAGCGUGCUUAUGGAGCUCACAGCCUCACACACACACGGUCAACAUCACGUUGGGGUCAUGGGCGUGCUUAUGGAGCUCACACCCUCACACACACACGGUCAACAUCACAUGGAGGAGGAGAUGAGCGUCCUGGACACCAGGGCCCCCUCUGGGUCCUGGGGAGACCCUCAGCUUCGUGUUUCCUCCUGCGUGGUCGGCCACCGAACCAGAUGUUUUACGACCGGAUUUGUUCUAAACGGUGUCGGCAGCCCAGGGUUCCCGUCAUCGUCGUGGAAACCAUCGCCUGGGUUACCAACAUGUUAUUGGGAACACGUCAUCAAAUGUCCAUAAUCAAUUAGAAUGAUCAUUUGUUAACAAUCAAUAACAAUUGCUUCAUGCAAGUGUAAAGUGCACCUUAUAAUGGCGUGAAUAAUUUAUUUGAAAUAUGGGUCUGUAUUUUUUUAAGUUAUAUUCCUGUCCGCACAAAAGAAGAGUCCUGUAUCUUCCUAGAUGGUGCGUGUGCGUGUGUGUUUGUGUGUGUGUGUGUGUGUUUGUGUGUGUGUGUGUGUGUGUGUGUGUGUGUGUGUGUGUGCUGGUGGUGGUGAUUUCUGGCUUAUGUUGGUGUCCUGUAUUUCUCUGUUCUGUGUGUGUAUGUGUGUGUUUGUGUGUAGGCGUGCGUGCGCCUGUGUACGUGCGUGCGCGUAUGCGUGUGGUGAACGUUGUGCGUCACACGUCUGUGUCAAUACAUUAUUUAAUGUACAGCAUAGCAACGCGGUUCUUUUAAAAAACUUUGUACAAACACGUUUUUGUACGUACACACCAUGACAUUUUGAAAUAGGUACUGCUCUCCCUAUGAAAGAUGUAUAUAUUUCUAUUUUUUGCCUGUGUACAAAAUACUGUAUAAAGACUGUAAAUGUGUGUUUUUUUAUGUUGAUGUCAGAAUUCAUAUUUUUGUAUUGCAUGUGACUUCCAUUCUGUACGCGCUCCGUUCCUCCCUGGGGGGAUCAAUAAAGUGAAGCUUGUCACGUCA
Messenger RNA from Gadus morhua (Atlantic cod), 5139 nucleotides. RefSeq names its product kinase suppressor of ras 1a (gene ksr1a). Gene Ontology annotation, molecular function: protein kinase activity; ATP binding. Gene Ontology annotation, cellular component: cytoplasm. Gene Ontology annotation, biological process: protein phosphorylation; Ras protein signal transduction. The record is from RefSeq and is a predicted model, not a curated record. Lineage: Eukaryota; Metazoa; Chordata; Actinopteri; Gadiformes; Gadidae. The transcript has 21 exons. Bases 375 to 3542 code for a protein of 1055 amino acids.